AUGUGAGUGGCCUUUGGUUUCUUCCCUGCCCCUCCCUCCCUCCUGCGCCGCGCCCUGCUGCAUGCAUGUCUUGGAUCCUUCCGCUCGCCUUGGUCCCUUGCUGAGAUUCCCGCUGCGCACAUUCACGGGCGCUUAAAAGUCCCUUCCCCUGCCUUGCGUCGCGAGCUCGUCCCAGCUCUGCGCUCGCUGAAAUCCCCGUGGAUUUUGGGUACUGUAUGUAAAUCUUUUUUUUUGCUCUCAGUAAAAAAAAUCCCGGCUUUCGGUCCAGUUCUUGGGGAAAUUUUGCACUCUUCCGGGUUCUUGAUUCGCUCCGGUUCUUAAUCUCCUCCUCCUCCCACCCUGCAUUCCCCCCCUUGACGUCCUCCGCAUUCUGUUUGUGAGGAUUUUUGUAUUCUGCGCUUCUUUUUCUGAUUUAAUCGAUGCUCAAUCUCAAUCUGCGUUGCUUGUUUCUUUGGCGCUCUGGAUUGCAGCAGGUUGGUAGGCGCCUAAUCGCAUCCGGACCGCCGCAAUGAUGAGCUUCAAGAACCACCACGAGGGAUUCACGGGGCAGCACCUGGUUGCCGCCGCCGCCGCCAGCCAGGCCUCCGGUGGGGCGCCGCUGCCGUGGUGGGUGGGGUCCCAGCUGCUGUACGGCGAGCCGAUGGGCCACGGGAAGGCGCCGCCGGCCGUGCCCGUGUCCAUGUCGCCGCCGCAGGAUGCCUGCCGGGACGGCCAGUUCCAGGUCGUGCCCAGGGGGGGCCAGCCGCUGCUGGACGCCGUUCCGUUGCCGCCGCAGCCGAUGCCGGAGAGGGGCAUCCCUGAAGCUCUCAAGUUCUCCAUGGCUCAUGGUAAAGGAGGGAACAGUUCUGAGCACUCUGCCCCUAUCACUCUGCAGUCACCGUUCACAGAAUAUAAUGACCAUUUUGAGUUGGGCCUUGGGCAAUCCGUGAUUUCCUCCAGUUACUACUCUGAUCAGCAGUACGGCCUACUUUCUUCUUAUGCAAUGAGAUCAGCGUAUAGCGGGCGUAUGCUUAUACCACUGAAUAUGCCUGCUGAUGCACCGGUUUAUGUGAACGCCAAGCAAUAUGAAGGCAUCCUUCGUCGCCGUCGUGCUCGCGCUAAGGCAGAGAAGGAGAACAGGCUGGUCAAGGCCAGAAAGCCAUAUCUUCACGAGUCACGCCAUCUUCAUGCAAUGCGCCGUGCGAGAGGCUCUGGUGGACGCUUCCUCAACACUAAGAAAGAGACCAAUGGAAAAGACACUGGUGUUGGGAGCACGGCGAUGGGUGGUAACCAGUUUAUGCGCCCAACUGCAUCUCUCAGUUCAGAGAUCCAGCACUCUGAGCAGGGAAACCCAAGCAGUGUCUCCAGCCUGUCUGGCUCAGAGGUGACAAGCUUGUAUGAUCAUGAAGAUGUGGACCACUACCACAACUUUGAGCACCUCCGCACACACUUCUUCACCCCGCUCCCGAGCAUCAUGGACGGUGAGCAUGGGGCCGGCAACCCCUUCAAGUGGGCAGCAGCCUCCGAUGGCUGCUGCAACCUCCUCAAAGCAUGACUUGAGGGGGUACCGGACAGCUGAAAUAUCAAGAGAUGGCGCAAACCGGCAGCAUCUGCCGGCAUUGUGUCUAGCUCCAGGUCAGGGAUCGUCCCUGCCGUCAUCUGGCUGUCCGUGGGCAAUUCAUUCUUGGCUCAUGGCAUCGGUAGUGCUUUCGCUCAUCGCCUACUUGUCCUCGGAACCUGAGUGCUAGUUUCCAGGAUCCUGUGGUGAGUGAAACACCCCCUUUGCCAUAAAAAAUAUAUUAUCUAGGUAAGUACAACUGCCUGCUACCAUCAUCCGGCCCUUUCGCGGUAGCAGGUUUAAAGUUUCUGUUUGAAUAAAAUGUCUGAAACUUCAGACUAGUUGGAAUGGUACUGGAAUCGGAGUUCGUAUGAAGUAUUGGUAUGGCGUUUGUUUGGAGAAGUAUUGAAGUAUGUUAAGUAAACUUGGUGAUGUGUUGUAAUAGUUGGCUUGAAGGUUCUGUGUGUAGACUUGGUUUGUUUGCACUCUCUGGUGUUGACACCUAAAUUCAGUGAUGUAUUGAGACUUGGCAUGGUUUGUGAA
Molecule: messenger RNA, 2080 nt
Organism: Hordeum vulgare subsp. vulgare (domesticated barley)
Lineage: Eukaryota; Viridiplantae; Streptophyta; Magnoliopsida; Poales; Poaceae
Product: nuclear transcription factor Y subunit A-10-like
Exons: 5
Coding region: 509-1534 (341 amino acids)
Biological process (GO): regulation of transcription by RNA polymerase II
Cellular component (GO): CCAAT-binding factor complex
Molecular function (GO): DNA-binding transcription factor activity, RNA polymerase II-specific; RNA polymerase II cis-regulatory region sequence-specific DNA binding
Source: RefSeq, a predicted model, not a curated record